AUGAGUUUAAAGAACGCCAAGGUUCUCAUCCUUAAUGCAGGAUUCAAUCAUCCACCAAUGGCUAAAGGAAAACUUAACGAGGCUCUUGCUAAUGAUAUUGAGAAGUAUCUCAAGACUAAAGGCCAUGAAACUAAGAUUACUCAUAUGGAACAGGGCUACAAAGUUGAAGAAUAG
Messenger RNA from Trichomonas vaginalis G3, 174 nucleotides. Its product is annotated as flavodoxin-like fold. Bases 1 to 174 code for a protein of 57 amino acids. The record is from RefSeq and is a predicted model, not a curated record. NCBI's taxonomy places the organism in Eukaryota, Parabasalia, Trichomonadida, Trichomonadidae. The transcript has a single exon.